AUGCAAUACAUUGUCGAAGAAGAAUAUUGCGAGGAAAAAAACCCCCAAAUAGUCGUACACAAGUCCACCAAAUUAGUUCAUACAUAUGAAUACAUACCAAAACAUAAUAUCAUAAAGAAAGUACCUUACGAACGGACCCAACGAACCCAUACUGGAAAGAUCACAUAUACAUCUAACCUAACAAGUUUAUAUGCAAAAACCAACCAGAUCGUCGAAGAGGAGCCCUACGAGCCAAAGCAGCCACCAAUUCAAAUCGAGAGAGAAGAUACUGAUGACGAUGAAGAUUCGGCCGAGGAUGAGGGAGAAGUCGUUGUGCACAAAACAGUGCCACACAGAGUCAAUGUGGUUGUGUGCAGCGACAUGGCCCAGGCACCUGGUUUACCUACCAUGAUAAACUCGGCACACAAAAACUUU
Molecule: messenger RNA, 414 nt
Organism: Sphaeroforma arctica JP610
Lineage: Eukaryota; Ichthyosporea; Ichthyophonida
Exons: 1
Source: RefSeq, a predicted model, not a curated record